AUGAACAGAGCCGGGGAGCGCGACCGCUACGAUGUGUUUGACGGGUUGGCAUACAAUUCAUCAUCUCAAGGGCGAAAGAAUUAUGUCCAUAUCUACGACGACGAAGACCCUAGGUACGGCUACGGAGAUCGUAAGGAAGACCCAUGUGCCAGGCCUGGCUCUUACUAUGAGCACGAGCAGAAUGUCGAUGGGCAAUCAUAUCGAUCCAGGACUGCCUACUCCUCGCAAAGUGCACCAACAAGGCAAGCAACCGAAGCAGACUCUGUCGGCGCCGAAAUUCCUUCCGGGUAUUCCAUCAAGCACUGGGAUCAAACAGAGGAGCCUGUUAUCCUAUUGGGAAGUGUCUUCGAUGCCAACUCGUUGGGCAAGUGGGUCUAUGACUGGGCGGCCUUCCACCAUGGCGCCUCUACUCCAAUGGCUGAUAUGGCGGGGGAUUUGUGGCUGCUUUUGAUCAAACUUGCGGGCAAGAUGAAGCUAGCCCAGGAGUGCGUCGAUCGCAUCCGUAACCUCGACAAACGCGAAACCGUCGAGGACUUCAUUCUCAGUGGCCACAGGAUGUGGAAUAAGUUCAAAAAUCUCAUCAAAGACUGCAAAUACCCCAUGCUAAGAGUUAUCAAGCGUAACGGCGCAGGGAAGAUGGGUAAGGAAGGAGCAAUUGCGUUUCUUGACACAAUCUUCGGCCGGGACCGCCAUCUGGAGACAACCGAGCAUAUAAUGAACCGGAUCAGACACUGGACCACGGAUUUCGACCUGAAUUGCGAGGAGACGAUCAAGGCAGUCGCCAAGUGUCGAAAAAUGUGCUAA
Molecule: messenger RNA, 804 nt
Organism: Exophiala oligosperma
Lineage: Eukaryota; Fungi; Ascomycota; Eurotiomycetes; Chaetothyriales; Herpotrichiellaceae
Exons: 1
Coding region: 1-804 (267 amino acids)
Source: RefSeq, a predicted model, not a curated record